This is a messenger RNA of Peronospora matthiolae, 837 nucleotides long. The record is from the annotation of a GenBank genome assembly. NCBI's taxonomy places the organism in Eukaryota, Oomycota, Peronosporomycetes, Peronosporales, Peronosporaceae.
AUGACCCACUCGCGACCGGUUACAGGUACCAUAGUGAAAACAAGUGAUCGAAACCGAUGCUGUAGACAUUGCGACUGUACCAUCGACACUCCGCGAAAAGUCGUUCGCCGAUUAUGCUUCGACCUCCUGUUGAGUCGUAAUGCUGACGCAUGUGCAGUCCUUGGUCUCCCUCCAUUAGUACUUUGGCACCAAUUAUACACGAUAUUACCUAACCGAACAUUCGUGGACCAAAAUGUGCAUCGAUUCCGGACCGAAGGCCGGUUAUUGACGUUUAAGAUUCCUUCAGGCGCUGACGAUGAAGUUCUGAUACGUACAGAAGACUACGUGGCAGAGGUGGAAAAGCGUGAGGCUGCUCUUCGUGAGCAGAUACGCCAGCAACCUGGAGACAAACCUGCGUUCGCCGCGCUGGCCGCUAUGGCUUCAUUUAGGCGUGCGCUGCCGCAACUCGCACCACAAUCGACUACUUCAAUACAAUUGUUUCUGUCUCACAUGAGUGAGAGUGGAAGCUCGGAUGAACAAGAAGUUCGAGCUAUGGUGGGGCAGGUUCGACGGCUUGGGUUCUUGCUGCCCACGCCUCGGUUGGACGGCGAGGCGUAUGCGUUUUCGAUUCCAGGGGUAGGAAAGUUGGUGUCUGUAAUCAGGAAGACGCGGACGUUGAUUAUAAGGACGUUGAAGCGCACAAAGUACAAAGAGAUGCACGAGCAGCAAUUGAAGAAAGCCAAGCUAGCAUGUUCGUGCUUUCAGUUAGAAUUCCAUUUGGCUGAUAUGGAGGGAUGUGGGUUGAUUCGGCGCACCAAAGUCACGUCCGGCAUUCUAGUCACGCUUACUGACAAGUAA